This is a messenger RNA of Linum trigynum, 315 nucleotides long. The record is from the annotation of a GenBank genome assembly. NCBI's taxonomy places the organism in Eukaryota, Viridiplantae, Streptophyta, Magnoliopsida, Malpighiales, Linaceae.
AUGACGCAGACUUCAAAGAACAAUUCAGUGUUUGUAUCAAGGAGCUCAGCCUGGGAAAUUGGAAAAGAGGUCGGGCUGGUCAGGGUACCUAAAGCCGACCUCGAUGUUUCUGUGUGGCGCUCGAAGGACAGAAUCAGCUUCUUCAAAAUUCCAAUGAUACUGCUAAUGUACGAAGUUGGCAUCAAUGCCAUUGUCAAAAGAAAUCAGGCGGCGGAUGCUACGGAGGAAGUCUCUUGCUUCCUUGUCGAUUCCGUGCAGGCACCAGACUGGCAUCCGUUCAGCUUAAGCUCCGUUAAUUACUUGUGCAUGCGAUAG